CGACCCCCGCCCCUCCCGGCUCCUCCCCCGCGCCUGCGCAGUGCGAGGCCGCCGCUUUCCCGCCUGCGGCGGGUGGAGGAUGACAGGAGGCAAGGAGCCGUUUUGCGUGAGGUUCGUCAGGUCUCCCGGCAGCUCGGGGUGCUUUUGGAAAGCUCUCGAGUCUAUAAAAGAAUUUCAGUCAGAAGAACAUCUCCAGAUCCUUGAAGAAGAAACAGCACUCAAUAUAAAAGAAAAUGAUAAAUCCCUUUAUAUUUGUGAUCCUUUUACAGGCGAUGUUUUCAAUCAUCUCAAAAAGCUUGGCUGUAGAAUUGUUGGACCACAGGUUGUCCUGUACUGUAUGCAGACCCAGCGCUGUGUCCCAAGAGCAGAGUAUCCUGUGUACAACAUGACCAUGGCUGACGUAACAAUAUCCUGUACCAGCCUUGAAAAAGAUGUCAGGGAGGAAGUUCAUAAAUAUGUGCAGAUGAUGGGUGGACGUGUGUACAGAGACCUCAACGUGUCAGUAACUCAUCUCAUAGCUGGAGAAGUUGGCAGCAAGAAAUACUUAGUAGCUGCUUCUCUGAAAAAACCUAUUCUGCUUCCCUCUUGGGUUAAGACACUGUGGGAUAAAUCUCAGCAAAGCAUGAUGAGGUAUACCGAUGUUAACAUGGAAGACUACGCUUGUCCUAUAUUUCUUGGCUGUACAAUUUGUGUAACUGGCUUAAGUAGCUCGGACCGAAAAGAAGUCCAGCGCCUCACGGCUGAACACGGUGGACAAUACACGGGACAGCUCAAGAUGAAUGAGUGUACUCACCUCAUAGUUCAAGAGCCAAAAGGUCAGAAGUAUGAAUGUGCCAAAAAAUGGAAUGUGCAUUGUGUGUCCGUGCAGUGGUUUUCUGAGAGUAUUGAGAAAGGCUUCUGUCAGGAUGAGACAAUGUAUAAAAUAGAGGGCAGAUCAAAAUUAAGUAACACACCCAGCACCUCAACGCCUACAAGUCAUGCCAGCAAACCUGAUACUCAUAACUUUUCGGAUGUCAGCCACAUUUCCAAUAUCAAUUUGAGUGGUGUUAAUGAAACUGCUUGUAGUUCUGCUAUGAGCAGCAGACUGGAUCCUCCUCCUGAUGAGCUGGAAAACUUGGACAUAAGUUCUUUUCAAGCCCCUGAAGAUUUAUUAGAUGGCUGUCGAAUCUAUCUAUGUGGCUUCAGUGGCAGGAAGUUGGACAAGAUGAGAAGGCUUAUUAACUGCGGUGGUGGUGUUCGAUUUGAUCAGCUUAAUGAAGAUGUUACCCAUGUCAUUCUGGAGGAAAAUAAUAAUGAACUGAAACACUUCUUGGACAAGACACUUCACAGGCCUCAUGUAGUGACAGCAAAAUGGUUGCUGGAGUCAUUUACUAAAGGUUAUCUGUGUCCAGUGGAGCAAUAUAUCCCUCUCAACUACCAGCCGUUAGAGAAUCCGAUUUUGGAGCAACCUGGCAUGAAGUCAGUUUUUCCCAAAAACAACAGUCUUUUGAAGAAAGAAACUGUGAACGUUACAAAGCACCAGCGAGCUGCAGAAGAUGACUUCUUGUCUCAGUAUCUAAAUAAUGAUUCUACGUUAGUUGAAGCUGAGAAAGUACCGUCUGGUAGCUUUAAUGAUGUUACUCACGUGACUGUUCAAGAAGAGAAUAAUUCUUCUGUCUGCAAUGGUUCUUUGGGAGAGCCUUCCGCACUGGUUGAAGGAGGCUUAUUUGCCAGAAAGAGAUUUCUCCUUCUGGGUUUUGGUGGAGAAGAUGAGUCCUGCAUUGCAGAUAUUAUAAAGGAGAAUGCUGGGAAAAUUGUGCCGCUGCAAAGCAGAACCAUUGCAGACUAUGCUGUGGUGCCUUUAUUGGGAUGUUCUGUGAAGUCAACUGUUGGUGAUGUUGUCACCAAUACGUGGCUGGUAACAUGUGUGGAAGAGCAGCUCCUUUUAGAUCCCCAGUCCAAUCCACUUUUCACACCAGUCCCAGUAAUGGAAGGAGUUACUCCCUUGGUGGACUGUGUUCUUUCUUUUAGCCAGUUCACUGGUGCAGAGAGAGAUACCCUAGCUUAUCUGGCAGGACUGCUAGGAGCAAGAGUCCAGGAAUUCUUUGUGCGAAAAGCCAAUGCAAAAAAGGGGAUGUUUGCCAGUACACAUCUCGUGGUGAAAGAGCCAAAUGGUUCCAAGUACGAGGCUGCAAAGAAAUGGAAUUUGCCUGCAGUCACCGUAGCUUGGCUUCUGCAGUCUGCAAGGACAGGAAAGAGAGCAGAUGAGAACAAGUUCUUGGUUGAAAAUGCAGAGGCUGAAGAUAAAGAGAGUUCUGUUACUCAGUGUAACGACAAGACACCAGCAACUAUUAAAUCUCCUGAUUCUCCAGAACGACCUACUUACCUGCUUGAAGCUGGAAAAAAAGCACCUGUGACCCCUCUUGAUAUCAACAGGUUCCAGAGUAAAGCUUUCCAGGCUGUGAUCUCUCAUCACAUUGGGAAGACCACAAGCCCUCAUGCACAAGGGGGACUGCCACAAAAAGAACCGUCUUUACACCUUGACACGCCUUCAAAGUUUCUUUCCAAAGACAAGUUAUUCAAGCCUUCCUUUGAUGUAAAGGAUGCUCUGGCAGCUUUGGAAACUCCAGGAGGUCUUGGUCAAAAACACAGGAAGCUGAGCACACCUCUCUCUGAAGUCAUUGGCAGGAACUUGAAAUUGGCAUUGGCAAACAGCACACGGAAUACAGAAGCUUUUACUGCCAGCCCGCAGUUGAAGGCUGCACAGCCAGAAGCGGAAGAAGAGCCCAAGCCCCUAGCUGAUGUUGUUAUCUGUGUUAGUAAAAAGCUUAGUAAGAAGCAAAGUGAACUGAAUGCGGUAGCAGCUUCUCUUGGCGCAGAGUACAGAUGGUGUUUUGAUGAAUCAGUAACACACUUCAUCUACAAGGGAGGGCAAAAUGACAACAACAAGGAGUAUAGAUCCGUUAAAGAACGGGGGAUACAUAUUGUUUCGGAACACUGGCUUUUAGAGAGUGCCCAAGAAUAUAAACGGCUUCCUGAAUCUCUCUUUCCUCACACCUACAAUCCCAAAAUGAGUCUGGAUAUCAGUGCAGUGCAGGAUGUCAGGCUUUCCUCUUCGGGUAAGCUUCCAUCAACCGGAAAACCAGCAGAAGAAAAUGAGAUUCAUCCAGUGGAUGAAGAUGAUGCUGAGGAUGAUGUCACUACUGACCAAAUAAAGGAAAAAGUCUGUACAGGAGAAGAACAAAUAGUAACAAGUGAAUCCAAAGGAGUUUUGACCCAAGCACUAGAAAUGAGGGAGAACUUCCAGAAGCAGCUGCAGGAGAUCAUGUCUGCCACAUCAAUAGUGAAACCACAAGGACAAAGAGGAUCCCUUUCGAGGAGCAGUUAUGAUGGUUCUCCAACUACUCCUGAUAGCACGCGGCCUAUGCGAAAUGGCCGCAGUAGGGUUUUGGAAGCUCUAAGGCAAUCUCGUCAAGCCCUUACAGAUAUAAACACAGAGCCUUCCCAGAGCGAGCAGAUCAUCUGGGAUGAUCCUACUGCAAGGGAGGAGAGAGCGAGACUUGUCAGCAACUUUCAGUGGCCCAACAGUCCUUCCCAGUAUCCGGAGCAAGUUCAGAGUAACGUCAAUAAGAACAUGGAUGAGUCUGUCUUCAAAGGAUCCAUCGGUGAUUCAGAGAUUGCUGGUAUAGCUGUUCCUGAGGCUGAGGAUGGAGAUUUGACGGAGGGUCUAAAGAAUCCUGUACAUAGAGAUCCUGAAACACCCGUUAAAGAUAAUGUGAUCCCCACUCCGCAGGCUCCCAGCAUUGCUUUCCCCCUGGCUAACCCUGCUGUGGCACCACAGCCCAAAGAAAAGGCCGUCACAGAAGAUGAGAAGGAUGAUGAAGAACCAGAAAAACACCGUAAAUUUCAGCUGUCUUCUCUUAAUCCUCAAGAAAGAUUUGAUUACUGCCAUCUGAUUGAGGAAUUAGGUGGAAUAGUACUUGAGAAGCAGUGCUUUGAUCCAAGCUGCACACACAUCAUUGUGGGCCAUCCUCUUCGAAAUGAAAAAUUCCUGGCCUCGAUGGCAGCUGGGAAGUGGGUGCUUCAUCGUUCCUACCUGGAGGCAUGUCGAGCAGCUGGCUGCUUUGUUCAGGAAGAAGAUUAUGAGUGGGGAAAUAAUUCCAUACUUAAUGCUUUGUCUGGAAUCAAUGUAAACCAGAAGAAACUAGCACUCGCAGCCAUGAGGUGGAGGAAAAAAAUUCAUAAAGGAAGGCAAGAAACUGGUACUGCUGAGGGAGCCUUCAGUGGCUGGAAAGUGAUCCUGAAUGUUGAUCAGACCAAGGAAGCAGGAUUCCGACGCCUUCUUCAGUCAGGAGGAGCAAAAGUGUUUUCUGGUCAUUCUGCAUCUUUCUUCAAAGAAGCGACUCACCUCUUUGCUGACUUCAGUAAGCUGAAGCCAGACGACUCCCGGGUGAACGUAGCUGAGGCAGCAGCCCAGGGAGUGAACUGCUUGAAGCCAGAGUACAUCGCUGACUACCUCAUCCAGGAGCCACCUCCCCCGAUGGAGUCUUACUGCCUGCCAGAAGCUGAAUCUUAUUUUCAGAACAACAACGAACUUGGGACUGGAUUAUCCCAGAAAAGAAAAGCACCAGGGGAAAUGAGCAGAGUCAAGCGAUCCAGGAUACGCUGAGAAAAUUCAGUGUUUUUAACUUGUACAUUUUAUAUUCAUAUUUAUAUUUUUUCAUUCUUACCAUGAAAAUUAAAAGCUUUGAGUACCACUUCUAA
This is a messenger RNA of Oxyura jamaicensis (ruddy duck), 4743 nucleotides long. RefSeq names its product DNA topoisomerase II binding protein 1 (gene TOPBP1). Bases 80 to 4648 code for a protein of 1522 amino acids. The record is from RefSeq and is a predicted model, not a curated record. The transcript is spliced from 28 exons. NCBI's taxonomy places the organism in Eukaryota, Metazoa, Chordata, Aves, Anseriformes, Anatidae. Gene Ontology annotation, biological process: mitotic G2 DNA damage checkpoint signaling; mitotic DNA replication checkpoint signaling; DNA replication initiation.